AUGAACCCUUGUCGACCCAGUGCUAAACAUUGUAUGAACAAUGGUACCUGUCAUGUCUUGGAGAGUGUACAAGGGGUCAAACCGUCUUGCACAUGUCAGCUGGGUUUUCUUGGCACAAUGUGUGAGCAGAGAAACAACAAGAGCAUCUGUUACAAUAAUCCUUGCAAAAAUGGUGGUACUUGUGUCAAUGUUCAUACUUUGCAUCAAUACAAAUGUAUCUGCCGUCCAGGAUACAUGGGUAAUAAUUGUGAAUCCAUUGAUUAUUGUGCCUCUCAGCCUUGCCGGAAUGCUGCUACCUGUAUUUCAAACCUGACAUCAUUCAAAUGCAAUUGUGUUACUGGUUACACAGGACCUACAUGUGCUUUUGAUGUGAAUGAAUGUGACUUGAUUCCAAAUCUCUGUAAGAAUGGAGGAACAUGUCAGAAUAUACCUGGUAGUUAUAUGUGCAAAUGUCUUCAACAAUACACAGGAAAAAACUGCGAAAAAGACUACAUUCCUUGCAAGCCUAGUCCGUGUCUUAAUGGCGGCACAUGUAAUAAAACCAGCAUGUACAAGUUCAUGUGCUUGUGUCCCCGAGCAGGGGGGGGCAGGAUUGUUCUCUCAAUUUUAUCUAUUUCUUUUUUUUCUUUCUUUUUUCUCUUAUUCUCAUUUUCUCUCUUUCUCAGUUUCUUUCUCUUUUUCUCUCUCUCUUUUCAUAAACUUCAUAUCUGA
Molecule: messenger RNA, 711 nt
Organism: Acanthosepion pharaonis
Lineage: Eukaryota; Metazoa; Mollusca; Cephalopoda; Sepiida; Sepiidae
Source: the annotation of a GenBank genome assembly